Messenger RNA from Fraxinus pennsylvanica, 747 nucleotides. The record is from the annotation of a GenBank genome assembly. Lineage: Eukaryota; Viridiplantae; Streptophyta; Magnoliopsida; Lamiales; Oleaceae.
AUGGCCAUUCAGUAUACUCCUCAUUAUUAUGCAUUUUCACCAUCUCCUCAAAGAGAUCUUUCUUUCAUUCAUAACUGUAAAGUCAAGCCUUCACCAACUGCUGUUUUGCCUGACAGAAGACAAUCUUACAAUACCCUUGGUUUCCAGGCUGCAAAACUUUUGGGUCCUCCGGCAAGAUUUGAAGCUUCGAAGUUGAAAGUUGUAUUCAUGGGAGAAGAAUCAGAUAGGAGCACCAGAAUUAUGCCUAGAACAUACACCCUCUCCCAUUGUGACUUUACAGCCAAUCUAACAUUAACCAUCUCAAAUAUCAUCAACCGUGAUCAGUUGAAAGGUUGGUAUAAUAAAGAUGAUGUGCUUGCCGAGUGGACGAGAGUGAAUGGUAACUUGUUCCUCGAUGUCCAUUGUUACGUGAGCGGACCAAAUCGAUUUCUAGACCUGGCUGCAGAAUUUAGAUACUACAUAUUUUCCAAGGAAUUGCCUUUGGUACUUGAGGCUGUGCUGUAUGGAGAUUCAGAUCUGUUCAGAGAACAUCAAGAACUAAUGGAUGCGGUAGUUCGUGUCUUUUUUCAUUCGACCUCAAAGAAAUACAAUCACGUUGAAUGCUGGGGUCCGCUCAAGGAUGCCGCUCGGGGGCGAGGAGAUAAGACUAAUGGGUUUUUAUCUGCAAGCAAAGAAAGUUCUGGGGCUUCAAAAACUUCGGGAAUUCCAAAAGCUGUCUUACAAGCAUUUGUUGCCUUCCUUCUUUAA